AAGACGUCAUUGAUUAGAUUGCGUAAAAAGAAAACCUACUUCGUCAGAGUGAUCAUAUCUACGACUGAAUAAUAGAAAUAAUGGCCGUCCGGAGAAUUUUAACAUCCGAUUUACUGAGGAAACUAGUUCAACCAGUUGUUUUUUCACCAUGUAGAUCCUUAGGAACGCUACCAGCAACUGAAUCUGUUGCAAGGUCAGAUUCUAGUGAUAAAAAAAGUGGAGGAAAGGUGGAGUUCAACUGGAAAGAUGCCCUCAAUCUGGAGAGCCAGCUGACAGAAGAAGAGAUCAUGGUUCGGGAUCAGUUCAGAGUUUACUGCCAAGAGAAGCUCAUGCCUAGGAUCCUAAUGGCAAAUAGAAACGGAGUGUUUGACCGAGAUAUCUUCCAUGAGCUUGGUGCUCUAGGAGUUCUUGGGCCAACCAUCAAGGGCUACGGGUGUGCUGGGGUAUCGUCUGUUGCUUAUGGGUUACUUGCCAGGGAGAUAGAGUAUGUAGAUAGCAGCUACAGGUCAGCUUUCAGCGUCCAGUCUUCGCUCGUUAUGCAUCCUAUCAAUGAGUAUGGGACAGAGGCACAGAAAGAGAAAUACCUACCAAGACUGGCUUCUGGAGAGCUAAUUGGAGCCUUUGGACUGACUGAACCCAACCAUGGCAGUGACCCAGCAGGUAUGGAGACCAAGGCAGUCUACAAUCCGUCAUCAAAGACAUACACUCUUAAUGGAGCCAAGUCAUGGAUCACCAAUUCCCCGAUCGCUGAUGUGUUUGUGGUGUGGGGCAAGAACCACGAGGAAGGUGGCAAGAUCAGAGGCUUCAUCCUAGAGAAGGGAAUGAAAGGUCUUUCUGCUCCUUACAUCGAUGGCAAGUUCUCCCUGCGUGCUUCGGCCACGGGACAGAUUGUGAUGGAAGAUGUGGAGAUCCCAGAAGAGAACAUGCUGCCUAAUGUCAAGGGCCUUGGGGGUCCGUUUGGUUGUCUGAACAAUGCGAGGUACGGCAUCGCAUGGGGCACGUUGGGUGCUGCUGAGUUCUGCCUGGAGACAGCAAGACAGUACACACUGGACAGGGUUCAGUUCGGCUCACCGUUGGCCAGGAAUCAGUUGAUGCAGAAAAAGAUGGCUGACAUGUUGACAGAGAUCUCCCUUGGACUACAAUCAUGUAUUCAGGUUGGAAGACUCAAGGAUCAAGGAAAAGCUACACCAGAUAUGAUCUCCCUGAUCAAGAGGAACUCUUGUGGUAAAUCCCUGGACAUCGCCAGGGUAGCUAGAGACAUGCUCGGUGGUAACGGCAUCUGUGAUGAGUAUCAUGUCAUCAGACAUGUCAUGAAUCUAGAGGCUGUCAAUACGUAUGAAGGCACACAUGACAUCCAUGCGCUUAUCCUUGGUCGAGCUAUCACAGGACUCCAGUCGUUCACAGCUACAGGCUAGAAGACAAGACCAUAGUAGAUGAUGGACUUACCCUUAAGCUUUAACCAAAAAGCUCUGACAAUGUUAUUGAUGUGAUCCAGCUGUGGAGAGGGGCAGGGGUUGUGAUCUUGUCCUGUCUUCCCUUCCCCUAGCCCGGGCUUGCAUGGACUGUAAUUCUAAGAAGUAGUUGUUUCGUGGUGUUCCUGCACUUUGUGUGACAUUUGCUAACUAUCUUCCUCAUGUUAUUUCUAGAGAAAGUCUUAGAUAUCUAUCAUAAUUACCAACAGGAUGUACUAAAGCUGUCCGUUAAAAAGUCCUUUGAUAUUCUGGUAUUGUCACUUUUUUCUUUCUUUUUGCACCAUAUUCUGUGAAAUUUAAUUCUUUUUUUUGCAUUUUAGGACUCAGAUUCAAUACGUGAAAAAAUGAAAACCCCCUCCCCUCCCCAAAUUUUCUUACUGUAGUGAGAGUAUGCUGUAUCAAAAUAUAAACAUGGGUGUCAACAGUAUUUGCCUACUUAGACCAUUU
Molecule: messenger RNA, 1919 nt
Organism: Strongylocentrotus purpuratus (purple sea urchin)
Lineage: Eukaryota; Metazoa; Echinodermata; Echinoidea; Camarodonta; Strongylocentrotidae
Product: glutaryl-CoA dehydrogenase, mitochondrial-like
Exons: 9
Coding region: 81-1415 (444 amino acids)
Biological process (GO): fatty acid beta-oxidation using acyl-CoA dehydrogenase; fatty-acyl-CoA biosynthetic process
Cellular component (GO): mitochondrial inner membrane
Molecular function (GO): glutaryl-CoA dehydrogenase activity; flavin adenine dinucleotide binding; fatty-acyl-CoA binding
Source: RefSeq, a predicted model, not a curated record